Molecule: messenger RNA, 2386 nt
Organism: Odontomachus brunneus
Lineage: Eukaryota; Metazoa; Arthropoda; Insecta; Hymenoptera; Formicidae
Product: mitoferrin-1-like
Exons: 6
Coding region: 517-1542 (341 amino acids)
Biological process (GO): iron import into the mitochondrion
Cellular component (GO): mitochondrial membrane
Molecular function (GO): ferrous iron transmembrane transporter activity
Source: RefSeq, a predicted model, not a curated record
CGUGUAUUCGACUCUAAUCUUGCUAGUUUUAUAUCAUCUCGUUCGAAGUCCAUAUCACAUUUUUCACGAAUGUAAUUUUUUAUAGUGCACUUCUUUUUGUAAUCAGCAAUUGAUUAAACGCAAAUUCAAUUUUGUACGUACUAUUCCUACAACAAUAUAUUUAGUAGACAAAUAAACGGAAAAAGAACGGAAGGAAGCAAAAGGGAAUAUUAUACGUCGACGGGAGUUAAAAAAUGACUGAACUUCGAUUUCAAUGUGGUUACACUAAGAAACGAUCAACGUGUGCGAUCACAUAUCGACGUGCAUAUAACAUAUUAAACAAGCACCCAAUGGACAUCCAGUUUGUGCGGCAUCGCAAGGUGUUUGGCCAGUACACAAGAUAAAAGGAAAAAGAAAAACAAUCGAGAGAGUAGGAGUAAGGAGGAAAGGGUGGAUGAGGAGAGGGAAAGAAAAUAGAGGGAGACAUCGUGGUGAUCCGAUCGCGUUUUCGACUGAGUGCGCUGUUGUGUCGUAAUAAUGAGUAAGGACGCGUACGAGAGUUUGCCGACCACCUCAGCGGCUGUACAUAUGACGGCCGGUGCCGUGGCUGGGAUUAUGGAGCAUUGUAUUAUGUAUCCUUUCGACAGUGUUAAGACAAGGAUGCAGUCACUGACACCCGGCCCAGGAGGAGGAGGAGGAAUAGGCAAAGUGUUGUUCAAAAUGAUACAACAAGAAGGUGUAUUAAGACCAAUUAGAGGUGUGAAUGCAGUAGUUUUUGGAGCUGGACCUGCACAUGCUUUAUAUUUUUCUUGUUACGAGUGUCUUAAAGACAAGUUUAAAAGUACAAGACCUGCGAUGAAUCAUUUUGUAUAUGGAGCUGCUGGUUGUGUAGCAACAAUUUUACAUGAUGGUGUCAUGAAUCCAGCAGAAGUGGUUAAACAGCGGUUGCAGAUGUACAACUCUCCCUAUAGAGGUGUACUAAAUUGUAUACAGAAUGUAUAUCAAAAGGAAGGAAUAUCUGCAUUCUACAGAAGCUAUACGACUCAAUUGGCCAUGAAUGUGCCUUUUCAAACUAUUCAUUUUAUCUCCUAUGAAUUCGCACAGUCUAUUACUAAUCCGCAACGUGUCUACAAUCCAACAGCACAUAUUGCAUCUGGUGCGGCAGCAGGUGCUAUUGCGGCUGCAGUGACAACUCCUCUAGAUGUUUGUAAGACAGUGUUAAAUACACAACAAGACGGUGCAAAAGCUCAAGGAAUGAUAGAUGCAUUUAAGCAGGUUUACAGGCACGGCGGCAUAAAAGGGUACUUUCGAGGUUUAUUUGCCCGUGUUUUAUUUCAAGCACCAGCCACUGCCAUUUGUUGGAUGAUAUAUGAAUCAUUCAAGUAUACUUUGCGUGGCCAAAAAGAUAAGGAGCACGACGGUACCGAUACAGACAACGGCGCAACAGGAAUUAAUCAGAAUUCUCCAACACUUGCAUCCAGAUCUAAUAGUUUUCAAGGUGCAGGUCUGUACUUCAACAAUCACACCUCGUCACCCGUAUUAUUUAAAGUGACUACGAGUUAGAUACGCGAGAAAUUGUAUUAACAGGCGAUCGCUCGAGAGAAAGAGAGUGACAUGCAGGAAGACAUACAGCAGAGAAGGAAAAAGAGAAAGACGGCUAUCGUGUUUUCUAUAAUACAAGAGUUUAUCGACAAUUAUAGUAUUUUAUUGAUUCGUUUAAUACACAAUGGCAUUUCUAUAUGCGUAUUUAAGUCACUACGAGAGGAAUUUCGACGUUUACUGAAAGACGAUGUCAAAUAAAGACAGUCUAAAUUGACAUGAUAAUUUUUUGAAUAAUGAUGAUGAUGAAGGAUAUUGCUUCAUAUAAGCUGCAUUCGGAGAGACACUAUUUGGCGCUAAAAGCGUCUUCUGUCCCUGUUCAAUUUUCAGUAAGUAAUAAGGAUUCCUUUUAGCUUUUAGCGCCAAAUAGUGUCUCCCCGAAUGCAGCUAUAAUAAUAUUAAUGUUACAUGCUAAAGCAGAUGAUGAUCUUAUGUCACAUAUUUAACUUAUUUGUUGAAUUUUAACUAUAUCCAGUAAAAAAUGAUUAAGUUCAACAUACAAAAAUAUAAAUAUAGAAGUAAACUUUAUUUGAUCACACUUUAUAUUGCCAUAUUGUAUAAUCUUUUAAUAGAUACAGUUUUCAGCAUAUACGCGGGAUCAGUAUGAAAAUAUGAUAUUGUUUUAGAAUAACCGCAUAAAGUGAUUUUAUUAAUUAGCAACUUUAAGUUUGGUGAGAUAAUCAUUAAUCAUCUAUUUCAUCUGUUUUCAUUAUGUAAUCAUUAUGUAUUCAUUAGUAAUCAUCUGUUUUCAUUCUGUUGGUUACCAACAAAUGUAUAAAAUUCAAAUAAAAUGCUAUUAUCUAUUGUA